AAAGAAAUUGUGUGUCCACUCAUCCAUCCUCUCUUAAUUUUCCUUUUAAAAUUCUCAAAAUCAUGUCAAUGAUAAAACCAUUUAUUCUCAUUUUGUGCACAAUUGUUGUUGUAACUCAAGGAAAAACUGUAACCACAAAUUAUGCAAAUUUAAUACAACAAACUUGUAGGAAGACACCAAAUUAUGGUCUUUGCAUUCAGUACUUGAAUGGUAGCCCAGGAAGUUCUACUGCAGAUGUAAAUGGUUUAGCACAAAUCAUGGUUAACGUAAUUAAGACCAAAGCAAGCAUUGCCUUAAACAAAAUUCAUCAAAUUAUUGGAAGGAGUGCACAAAAGGUGGCACUAAAUUCAUGUGUUGAUAAAUACAAUGCAGUUUUGGUAGCUGAUAUUCCACAAGCUAUUCAAGCUUUGCAAAGAGGAAAUCCAAAAUUUGCAGAAGAUGGUGCGAAUGAUGCUGCUGUUGAGGCCAACAGCUGUGAAAAUGGCUUCUCUGGAAAAUCACCACUCACUGCUGAAAAUCGUGCUACACAAGAUGCAGCUGCCAUAACCGCAGCUAUUGUUAGAUUAUUGCUCUAGUUACUUUACUUUCAUUAUGCUAUUCAACCAUCAAUAAAUUAAUAUUAUUCUCAUGUCAUAAAAAUUGUAUUUUCUGUUUCUUCUAUCUUUAUAGCUAAUAAAUUUAUUUGGGA
This is a messenger RNA of Cicer arietinum (chickpea), 688 nucleotides long. Its product is annotated as cell wall / vacuolar inhibitor of fructosidase 1-like. Gene Ontology annotation, molecular function: enzyme inhibitor activity. Lineage: Eukaryota; Viridiplantae; Streptophyta; Magnoliopsida; Fabales; Fabaceae. The record is from RefSeq and is a predicted model, not a curated record. Gene Ontology annotation, biological process: negative regulation of catalytic activity.